AUAAACAGAGUUCACCAAAAAAAAAAAGGAAACAAAAACUUGGGUCAAACAAAAAUGGCGGCCGAGAAAAAGAGAGUAAAGUACUUGAUCGUUGAUGCAUUCGCUGAAUCCGCCUUCAAAGGGAACCCGGCUGCUGUAUGCUUUCUUGACGACGAGAACGAGAGAGACGACGCGUGGCUUCAGUCUCUUGCUACCGAGUUCAACAUCUCCGAGACUUGUUUCCUCACCCCCAUCACCACCGUCUCCGACGAUGCUUUCCCUCGCUUCCGUCUCCGGUGGUUUACUCCAGUCGCUGAGGUGGAUCUGUGUGGUCAUGCAACGUUAGCAUCUGCUCAUGUUCUCUUCUCAACUGGUUUGAUUGGUUCGGAAACAGUUGAGUUCGCCACAAGAUCAGGGAUUCUAACAGCUACUAAACACCUCAAAGAUGAUGAUGAUGGUGAAGAGGAUGUUGGAUACAAUUCAAGUCCCACAUCUGAAGUUUGAAGGGACUAUCAU
This is a messenger RNA of Camelina sativa (false flax), 495 nucleotides long. RefSeq lists its product as uncharacterized. Gene Ontology annotation, cellular component: cytoplasm. Gene Ontology annotation, molecular function: isomerase activity. Gene Ontology annotation, biological process: biosynthetic process. The record is from RefSeq and is a predicted model, not a curated record. Lineage: Eukaryota; Viridiplantae; Streptophyta; Magnoliopsida; Brassicales; Brassicaceae.